Setaria italica (foxtail millet) is the source of this 1867-nucleotide messenger RNA. RefSeq lists its product as uncharacterized. The transcript is spliced from 9 exons. Gene Ontology annotation, molecular function: protein binding. NCBI's taxonomy places the organism in Eukaryota, Viridiplantae, Streptophyta, Magnoliopsida, Poales, Poaceae. The coding region runs from base 542 to 1675 and encodes 377 amino acids. The record is from RefSeq and is a predicted model, not a curated record.
AGAGGCUGAAUGGGUACAGGAACUAUGAGAGCCUCUCCAGGUCGCACGAGUUGUUGGAUUCGGAGUGCAAACAAGUGGAUAAAAAGAGCACAUUCUAUGAUUUCUGUUUCAACACAAGACUUGCCAGGACAAUGGUAGUUCAUUUUCAGGUAUAUAUCUUUUACAAUUGCAUUGGUUUCCACUUCCCAGAAUUUGUAAAACAAUUCAUGGUAAUGCCAAGUGAUCCUGAAGGCUGUUGGAUUGAGUAAGAAAUUUUGGAGUUUAUGAUUGUCAAUCAUGACAAUCAACAUAAUGCUUAGCAAUUUUGAGGAAAAGGAUGUGCAUCAAACUGGGACAAGAGUGUUUUUUUUUGCCCCUUCAAGUCUUGCUUGUCGCAAGAUGUUGUUGUUUUUACCCUUGCUUAUUUUUUCAUAAUGCAUUGCAUUUUUGCAUAUCCAGAGUCAUUUACAACAAAAGGGGAUUUAGUCAGACAAUCAGUCUGUCUAUGCGAGUAAGAAGGAUAAACAGUUCAUAGAAAAAAACAUAGAUCAGAACGGCUGAAAUGUUCAUUCUACAAAUGUUAGCCACUUGCAUUUACACCCUUCUUUUUUGUAGAUGUUACGAUAUUUUUGAAGGUUUGACUGCUUUCCGUUUCAGUAGGACAGCACUGCAACACUAUCCUUUCACCAGGGCCCAUAAGCAGGUGGACGAGCAUCCUCAGCGGCCGGCGUUGUUGUCAGGACAUCUGUGGAAUAUGCUGAGGGACCUUGUUUGGGCCACAUCCAAGCAUGAUGUCUACAUGUCACAGAAUUAUUCAGUGAUGCACUGGUCUUCCCUUCUUCAAAGAGGGGAGGAAGUGCUCAAUGUGAUAGACCAUGUAUUUCCAAAGCAGAAGGUCCGUGGAGCCCGGCCAUUGUUCAGAAUGCAGAUCUGCUCCAUGGCCGUAAGAGACAAUCUCAUGGUAGCAGGUGGUUUCCGUGGUGAACUGGUUUGCAAGUACAUUGAUCAACCUGGAGUGGCUUUCUGUACAAAUGUCACUGAAGAUGAUGAUAACAUCACCAAUACUGUAGAUGUGUACGAGUCUCCUAAUGGCUCAACACGAGUGAUGGCUGGCAACAAUGACCGUGUCGUCAGAGUUUUCGAUACUGAGAGGUUCAGUGUACUUAGCCACUUUGCAUUCCCAUGGUCGGUCAAUGACACAUUAGCUAGCCCUGAUGGUAAGCUUGUCGCUGUUCUUGGCGAUAGUUCUGACUGCCUGAUAGCUGAUCUUCAAUCUGGCAAGGAGAUCGCGAGCCUCAAGGGGCACCUGGACUACUCGUUCUCCUCAGCCUGGCACCCCGACGGCCGCGUCCUCGCCACGGGGAACCAGGACACCACCUGCCGGCUGUGGGACGUCCGCAACCUCUCGCGGUCCUUGGCGGUGCUCAAGGGGAGGAUCGGCGCCGUCCGGGGCCUCAAGUUCUCCUCGGACGGCCGGUUCCUGGCGAUGGCGGAGGCCGCGGACUUCGUCCACGUCUACGACUCGCACGCCGGUUACUCGGAGGAGCAGGAGAUCGACAUCUUCGGGGAGAUCGCCGGCGUGUCGUUCAGCCCGGACGCGGAGGCCCUAUUCGUCGGGGUCGCCGACCGGACGUACGGCAGCCUGAUCGAGUUCGGCAGGAGGCAUCGCUACGACUACUUGAACUCGUAUCUAUGAAGCUGCAAGGGUCAAGGGAUGUCAGUGUGUACAAAAUGCAAAAUACAUAGUGGUAUGGUCGUUGUGUUUGCCAAAGGCAUAGGUGCAUGCUGUGUGCGCCUUUCUCGAAUGCUUUUGUAAGGAAAGGAUGUCAGUACAUGAUUUCGAAUGCUUAAUGAUGAGAGUCGCUAUGCUAAUGUUUUCCCGGCACCA